AUGUUUUCGGAGUUCCGAUUUCUUAAGGGACUGAGCAAUGUCACUGUCACUUCUGCAAAAGACAAUAAAGAAAAAACUGUACCAUCCAGACACAUCGUUAGUUCUACGAAGAAGAAGAAGAAGAAGAAGAAGAAGAAGAAGAAGAAGAAGAAGAAGGAGGAGGAGGGAGCGAGGGAGAAUUCGGAGGCUCUAGCAGGAGCAAGACCUACAGAGCUUUCAAGAAGAAAGAAUCUCAAGAGUUUUUGCGGGGGCUUAUACAGAGGCAGUCUGCUCACAAAGAUUCCCAAGAUGAAAAACUCCAGAGACAAAAAGUUCUAUGGCAAAAAGUCCUACGGCAAAAAUUCCCAAGAUGAAAAACUCCAGGGGCAAAAAGUUCUACCAGUAGAAAAUCCUACAACGAAAAUUCUCAAGAUGAAAACUCCAGAGGCAAAAAGUUCUGCGUCAAAAAUUCCUAAGGUGAAAACUCCAGAGAAGAAGAAGAAGAAGAAGAAGAAGAAGAAGAAGAAGAAGAAGAAGAAGAAGUAA
Messenger RNA from Macrobrachium nipponense, 525 nucleotides. RefSeq names its product protein FAM133-like. The transcript is spliced from 5 exons. NCBI's taxonomy places the organism in Eukaryota, Metazoa, Arthropoda, Malacostraca, Decapoda, Palaemonidae. The coding region runs from base 1 to 525 and encodes 174 amino acids. The record is from RefSeq and is a predicted model, not a curated record.